Spodoptera frugiperda (fall armyworm) is the source of this 5532-nucleotide messenger RNA. It is a transcript of the gene Dg, whose product is annotated as dystroglycan 1. Gene Ontology annotation, biological process: muscle attachment; axon guidance; nerve development. Gene Ontology annotation, molecular function: calcium ion binding; laminin binding. Lineage: Eukaryota; Metazoa; Arthropoda; Insecta; Lepidoptera; Noctuidae. Gene Ontology annotation, cellular component: dystrophin-associated glycoprotein complex; sarcolemma; dystroglycan complex. The transcript has 20 exons. The record is from RefSeq and is a predicted model, not a curated record. Bases 327 to 4043 code for a protein of 1238 amino acids.
CAGUGCUCAGUCAGUUGUCUCGCGUCGUUGAUGCCGGUCGACGCCCCGGCUCUCUUAUUUCCAUAUCUGCAUAUACCUCGGCAUAGUUGAAUAAAAGUGUUAGUACAGUGUCAUCACAUCAUAUUGUUGAUUUUAUGUGAACGUUUCUGUGGAUAGUGAAAGAAAAUUGUAUUAUUUCAACACACCGUGUUUAUUUUACUACGUUUGGAACUUAGUUACGCACCGGUUCAAGGUCAAAAAAGUUCCUGUAACGCCGUCCAUUGCGGCUUUAAUUUAAACAAAUGAUCAAGAUGUGUUUAUGAGUGUGGUAGUGUUGGGGAGGCGAGAUGGGGCGGGCGCGGUACAUCGCGUGUGCUCUGCUCAUGCUGUGUCCUCUCGCGCUCACAAGGCACGAUGACGACUUCGCAUUCGACAACAGCGAAGAGUUUCUGGUUGAAUUAACAGCAAACCAUUCUGAAAUCGCAAAAAAUGGCCUAAGAAGGUUAUGGGGCGUGCCCGACACAUCGGCCUAUGUGGGACAUCUGUUCCGAAUGGAAAUCCCAAAGGAAGCAUUUUCGGGAAAAGUAGUAGCGUAUAAGGUACGAAGCGAAGAUGGUCGACGCAUGCCUAGUUGGCUGGCCGUGGACUCGAGGCACGGUCUGAUCAGCGGCGUGCCCCAAAAGCAGGACUUAGGCACGCACACGUUCACCGUCACCGCGCACGGAAACACGCGCGGUCUCACCGCCACCGACUCCUUUACUAUCGAGGUGAAGAAAGCUCAAGACAGGCCUCACUCGAAGUAUGGGUCGUGCGUGGGCGAGGAGAGCCGGCUGGUGCUGGUCAUCAUGGUCGACGGCUCCUUCCACAAGGUGGCGCCCCGGCAGAGGAUACGAGCGCUCAUGCAGCUCGCCAGCUUCAUGGCGCUUGAUGGGGAUGAGUUCUGGAUGGAGCCGUACAAGGCUGAAGCUCACGCAGACACCAUCAUGAGUGGAACCGGUUCCUCUCAACGCCGGCUCGGAGACGCCACCACUGCCAUCUAUCUUAAUGUGGGUUGCGGCCAGAAGCUAUGGAAUCACCACAAAGUGUUAGUAGCGGGCCUGCGGGAACAGGCUCGGGACGGCACUCUGGCGCAUGUACUGAGGCUGCCCGUCAUUGGCUGGAGGCUGCAGUCCAUUCAGCCGACACCCAGGAUUAAGAGACAGCUGGAGGGUUCAGGCGGCGGUAUCUACGACGCGGAAUACGACGGCGAGGACGACGACGCGGACGCCGACGCCGACUACAGCGGCUACGACGACAACGACGACGAGGACGGAUACGCCAACAACGACGUCGGCAUCACCAACCUGGUGGCCCCCCCUCCCCCCGCCCCCUCCCCCGGGCCGCACCCGCACCGCCACCACCACGGGGAGCUCCCCCCGGCCCCCGGCGCGCCACACACAAGCACCGACACGUUUCAGACCGAGAGCGCCGCUCCGCUGCCGACCCCUGCCACACUGCCCCCUCUCUCCCCCCUUCCCCCAUCACCACCCCCGUCCCCCUCCCCAGCCCCUACUACAAAUCCCCCUACACUUCCCCCAACGAGUGCCCUACCAAGUACCACAGAGGAAGCCCGCGAGGAAACCACUCCUGAGCCCACAACUAAUUCGUAUACCACAGAGCACAAUGAAGUGGGGAUCACCGCACUGUCAGCUUCACCUUCGGAGACAAGCAACGUUAACAUGUCAGUCGCACCAACACUCCCUAUAAGCCCUCGACGAUUCGACACCUUAGCUCCAGUCGUCGUCCAAGAAACCACCACCCUAGAACCUGAAUUGCAAACGGUAAUAAUACGUGAGUCGAACGAACUACCCCCGAUGUCGUCAUCAACGGAAAGGGAUAUUGUGACGUCACCAUCGCCGUCGCCGUCUCCAUUGCCUGAGUUACCUUCGCCGACUACGCCGUACUUUGAACCGACUACUACGCCGAGGCCGACGACUACACCUUCGACUACCCCGACUACUCCGACUACCACAAGUCCGGCGCCUACGACUACUUCAUCAACGACGACGACGAUGGCACCACCACCGCCACCACCUCCAACCACGACGCAAGCUCCGGAGACGACUGUACAGGAGGUUACCAAACAGGAAACGAACCCGACAGAGGGUAGAAGUACAAUAAUCGGUCAGACCACAGAGACAGUGACAUGGGCGAUGCCCGUCAACCAGCCGCCCACGCUCAAACACCACAUGAAGAAACUCGCCAUCACCGCCGGCAAGGCUUUCAGGUACAUAAUCCCAGCGGACCUGUUCACGGACCCGGAGGAGGGCAGCAACCUGACGUUCACGAUGUACGAGGCAGAGAACGUGCCGCUCAGCAACAACUCCUGGAUACAGUUCAUACCCGCCGCCAGAGAAGUUUAUGGAUUACCGUUAGAAGCCCACGUAUCUCGCUGGAACUUCAUAGUAGAAGCUCAGGACAGCGAAGGACUGGUAGCUCGCGGGCCCCUGGACAUCACCGUACAGCAACACAAGAGUGGCCGCACCAUCAAUCACCAGUUCAUACUAGAGUUCAAACUUCUCAAGGAGUACAACAAUGCUAUUGACUGGCAGAUCAGAGCCCUAGAAGGCAUUGUUAACCUGUUCAGGGACACUGACAUGGAUCAUUUGACUGUACUCAAUACUACGCAAAAUGGUGAUUUGUGUGAGUUCGUGUGGACUAAUGAUACACUGCCUAAGGAUCCUGCCUGCCCUAUGGAUGAUAUUAAUAGGUUGAUGAAGAUAAUGGAGUCGCCCACGGAGGCGGGUAAUCCGUCGGCGGGUCUGGCGCGCGCCAUGCAGCCGGAGCUGAAGGUGGGCGGCGUGCGCUGGCGCGGCGCGGGGCCGUGCGCGCGCGCCGCGCCCGCCACGCGCGCCCCCGACACAUACCCGCCCGUCACACGGAACCAGGUCGACCAUCUCACCGCCACCGUCGGACAUCUGCUCGUCUAUAAAGUGCCCGAGGACACAUUCUUUGAUCCCGAAGACGGCGACACCCGCAGCCUGUCCCUCUCCCUCCGGUACAGCGACCGCACCGAGCUGCCCGCCGGCCACUGGCUGCAGUUCGAUGCCAAGAACCAGGAGUUCUACGGACUACCCGCACCUAGUGACGAGGCCAGCGUGUCGUAUCAACUGAUUGCAGAAGACUCAAGCAAGAAGAGCGCUUACGACAGUUUGAUAGUAGAAGUAGUGAAGGCGCCGACCAUCAGGCCGACGGUGGAGUUCCAAAUGACCAUGGAGUAUCCGUUCCCCAUGCUGGCGUACGAUGCCAACAACAAGCGCAAAGUGGUUGAGAAGUUGGCCGCCCUGUUCGGACAGAAGGAGACUGACAACAUCAGGAUACAGAGCAUCACCAAUAAUCCUACUACUAUCAUUUGGUACAACACAAGUCUACCAAUGGACCGAUGCCCUAAAAAGGAGAUCGAAGAGUUACGCAAAAUGAUCAUAGUUGACGAGAGAGGCUCAAUGGGGGGCGCGCUCAAAGAAAACGUCGAUCAUGUCUUCGAUAAGGACUUUAAGGUCAUGUCCAUAAGGCUCAUACCUCUCGGGCUAUGUGCUGAACAAAACACGAAGAUACCUAAGACUUCAGUACACGUGCAUGGGUCAGGGUCACCCAACUUGCAGAAUAAUAAGGCUAGCAACGCUGCCGACCCGAAUUACUUGGUGACAUUCAUCAUACCGGCCAUUGUGAUAGUGUGCAUGAUUCUGUUGGCGGCCAUCAUCGCCUGCGUGCUGUAUAGGCGGCGGAGGACAGGUAAAAUGAGCGUGGGAGACGAAGAAGAGAGGCAGGCGUUCCGGUCGAAGGGGAUCCCGGUGAUAUUCCAGGACGAGCUGGAGGAGCGAGGCGAGGCCGAGGCGGCGCACAAGAGCCCCGUCAUCAUGCGCGACGAGAAGCCCCCGCUGCUGCCGCCGGCGCCCGACUACCGCGCCUCGGACGACGCGCCCUACCGCCCUCCGCCCCCCUUCGCGGCGGCACGCACACCACAACCCGCGCGCCCUAAGGCCACCCCCACCUACAGAAAACCACCCCCUUACGUACCCCCCUAAAUCCACUCACAACGCCCCCCUCCCAUGUCUGCCAUCUAACUUCGAUCUUACAUAAUGACAAGUUGAUGACAUAACCAGGGGCGUAUCAAUCCCGUCAAUAUAGUGAACUAAUUAUUUACGAAAUACUUUCGAUUUAUUAAAAUACUGCGAUAUCGUUUAACUAGUCGACGCGAGCACCGGCAGUUAUUUUCUACGAUUUAUUUAUUUCUAACUUGCGCGCUGUCAUAUAUUAAAUACUUAGACAGCAUGUACGCACUUCUAAUGAGAUGCAUUUAUAAAUUAGUUAGGGGAGUAACCCGUUGUCGACGAAUUAAGGAAUUGUGCACAGUUUAAUGUGACUACGAAUUUCUUAUAAUGUAAGCACGUCACGGCAGACACUCGUUCCUAACGGUUUGGGUAGCGUGACGUCAUUUUUCAAUUAUAUUAUAAAACUGGAGACUUCACAAUAAAAUAAAGUACCUAGCGUUAUUGUUGAAGUAGAUGAUGUUACAUUAGCUCUUAGAAUAAGGCCGAAGUUCAAUCGAAUGCGUGAAUGGUUUCGUAUUAAACUUUAAAUCGUUUACAAAUGGCAGUUGAGAGAGAUUUAUGUUAACUAACUACACGAAUAUUACUAAACUAUGUGAACUGAAUUAAUAAUUAUAAUGUUCGUGGAAAUAUAUCAAAGUUUCAAGUUGACAUAUUGUCAAUUACCUAAACUAAACUACACUUAAUUUAUUUGCUAAUGUACCAAAACAACAGUAAUUAAAUUGUUUGGCUAAAAAUGUGCCAUUGUUUCACAGUUGUUAUUUAAUGUAAUUUAAAAUAAAACAUAUCGAAAGUGUAACAUUUUAGCCUUUAGCGUAGAUCUUCCAUACACGUUAUAUUUAUAGGUAGUGCGUGUGUGUGUGAAGUACAUAUGAGGUUACUGUUGAGGAAGGCGAUGACGUCACCGUCGGACCGCCAUUUUAACGAAUCGCUGUUUAUAUUGCAUGAAUCGAUCAUGAUUAGCUGGUGUGUUAACUAAGAAUUACAAUUAACGUAAUAUUGUAAUGAAUAUACAACUGACUCUAGUUAUAGGCUACGAAUAGAUAUUUUUAAGGAUGGAAUAUCAUUUUGUACUUGUCUAAUAUUACCAUAGUUGUAAGGUUAACAAAUUGUGUAAACUUAGGGACUUGAACGAAAUGAGCUAUAAUGAUAACUUUUCCUUUGGAUGUAUUUUUUUCUACUGUAUACUCAUUUAGAGUUUUGCAUUUAUAGAUCUUUUUAGUGUUAUUAAAUAUACAAUUUUAUAGGCCAGCCACAUUCAGGUUUUCAUUUGUAUUUACUUUGUCUCAAGUUUUGUAAUAGGAGUACUUAAAUGUCCACGUAAGGCCGUACCAUUUCAUUGAUUCUUUCAAUUUAUCAAUACCCGCUUACUCUUCAUUUUCUUUAAAUCAUUCUAAUUAUAAACGCACAUAAUUUAUGUAAUUAAUGAGCUUUUUAUUUUAAAUAAAUAAAAAUUGGUCUAGAA